CCGUGCUGGGAAGAAGCCGCGGCGGGAACACUGAUUGCUGUUCUUCAACGCGUUCAUUAUGAAGCUAUUAGUAAUACUUGCGUUUUCUGGACUUAUAACCGGUUGCAGGAGCAAUUCUUCCUAUACGAUGCCACCCAAAUUACUGCUCGUGUCCUUUGAUGGCUUUCGAGCUGACUACCUGCAAAACUACGAAUUUCCUCAUCUCCAAGAUUUUAUCAAUGAAGGAGUCUUGGUGGAACAUGUCAAAAAUGUUUUUAUCACAAAAACAUUUCCAAACCACUAUAGUAUUGUAACAGGCCUGUAUGAAGAAAGCCAUGGAAUUGUGGCUAAUUCCAUGUAUGAUGCUGACACAAAGAAAAGUUUCUCUGACUCAAAUGACAAAGAUCCUUUCUGGUGGAAUCAGGCGAUACCUAUUUGGGUAACUAAUCAACUUCAGGAGAACAGAUCCAGUGCUGCUGCCAUGUGGCCUGGAACUGAUGUGCCCAUUCAUAAUGUCACACCUUCUUAUUUUAUGAAUUAUAAUUCUUCAGUGUCCUUUGAAGAGAGACUAAAUAGCGUUACUAUGUGGCUAAGCCAUUCAAACCCACCAGUCACCUUUGCAACACUCUACUGGGAAGAACCAGAUGCAAGCGGCCACAAAUAUGGACCUGAAGACAAAGAAAACAUGCGCAAAGUGUUGAGGGAAAUAGAUAAUCAUAUUGGUGUUCUAGUUCAGAAACUCAAGAUGGAGGGAUUAUGGGAACAUCUUAAUGUAAUUAUUACAAGUGAUCAUGGGAUGGCCCAGUGUUCUCAGAAAAAACUGAUAAACUUGGAUCUUUGCAUCGAUCAUUCAGACUACACUGUUGUAGAUUUGACCCCAGUUGCUGCAAUACUUCCCAAAAUAAAUAGAACAGAGGCUUAUAACAAACUGAAAAACUGUAGUACUAACAUGAAUGUUUAUCUCAAAGAAGAUAUUCCUAGUAGAUUUUAUUACCGACAUAAUGAUCGAAUUCAGCCUAUUAUUUUGGUUGCUGAUGAAGGCUGGACAAUUGUGCUAAAUACAUCCUCAUCAAAAUUAGGUGACCAUGGUUAUGAUAAUUCUUUACCUAGUAUGCAUCCGUUUCUAGCUGCCCACGGUCCUGCAUUUCACAAAGGCCACAAGCACAGCACAAUUGACAUUGUGGAUAUUUAUCCAAUGAUGUGUCACAUCCUGGGAGUAAAGCCACGUCCCAAUAAUGGAACCCUUAGUCACACCAAGUGCUUGUUAGUUGACCAGUGGUGCAUCAAUCUCCCAGAAGCCAUUGGGAUUGUGAUUGGUGCGCUCUUGGUAUUAGCGACUCUGACAUGCCUCAUGAUAGUCAUGCAGAAUAGACUGUCGACACCACAGCCAUUUUCCCGACUUCAGCUACAAGAAGACGAUGACGACCCUUUAAUUGAGUAACAUGUGCUGGGGUGUGUUCAACGUGUUUAUUAAUCAUACAGCUAAGGAUGCAUCCAUUUAAUACUGUUUUAACCCUGAAAAAAUGCGUUUUAGAAGACAACCUAGAAUGAGCAUGCUAAAGUUAGUUUUCCUUGUAAUUUGUUUUGGUACACUGGCUCGUACAACCCUGACCUUAGUAAAAGUGCAAAUAAAUCAUUAUUUCUCUACAUAGGAUUAGCUUUUGAGAAAAAUAUUCCCUAUGUCUUUUUCUUUUGCAGUGAAGAUAUAAUACAGCUUUAGCAUACCAAAAUUGAGUAGGCAUGCUUUUCUAAUAAAUUUAUAUAUUUGUAAAUGAAACAACAAAAAUCUUUAUGCAAUUUGUGAAUUUUGUGUAUCAGGGAGGAAAAGUUUGCUAUAUUUUUAUAUUUAUCUUGAAUUAGUUUGUAUCCCAAGUAAACCCUUUGAUAAGACAUUUUCUGUGUGUUAACAAAAAUCAGUCAGCUGGGAAGAAAAGAUGUAAAAUAUGAAGAAAUUGCUUUAAACAAGCGACAAAUAUGAUGGGAUGCAAUGCCUGCAUUGUUACCAUUGUCUUUGUUAAGACUCUUAUGCUAGUGAAAUCUCAAAAGUUAUGUUUUAAGAAAUUAUUACUAUUAAGGUUAGCAAUCAGUUUUUGCUGCUUAUUCUUCAUGUCUUUGUAUAUGCUGGUGUGUGUGUGAGUGUGUGUGGGUGUGUGUGGGUAUACAUGUUAGGAUGAUAGGUGACUAGUAAAGCUGGUCCAAGGGGCCAGGAUUGUGGCCAGGCUUCCACACUGCCCUGGGAUAUAGCUCUCAUGAAAGGUUUUGCACUUCAUAUUGUUUGCUUUCUUCUCACAAGUUUUUAACAAUUCAUUGCUUUUUGUGACCACUUUUAAUCUUUUCUUGCUGUUCAUUAUAACAUGAGAAAUCUAAGUGAUAUAAAAAAAUUCAUGACCUGAGUGCAGGUCUAAUUAUGAUUGGAUCCAAAUGAUGGUGAGAUUUUAAAAUAUUUAUUGUUGGGGCUUUAUGCCUUACUUGGGGGGCAGCAAUUAAGGAACUCAAAGUGACCUUUAACAUUUCUCAUUUUUUAUUCCAUCCAUGUAUGAUAAGUGGCAGAAUAACCUCAGUGUUGUCUCUGCUUUUUUUGUGUCUAAUAUUUGGAUCACAGGAAUAAUCUUGCUGCUCAUAUCCAUACCAAGCCUUUUCAGAGCCAAUGAUUUGUUGUGAAAGAACUGUCAUCUUGAUUUUGCUAGGUUGUACCUCUUUAUAAUGAACACCAGGAAGAAGUGAUGGUAGCAAGACUAGAUUGUAUCUAUUGAACGGAGGAUUUGGAUUUAAGAACCAUUUGUCAGAAUCUGAGGCAAGAAAUUAAUAGUGUGAUAUUUAAAGUUCUAACAAGCUAAAAUAAAUGUCAUUGCAGCUACAAAUCUAACCUUGGAAAUGCAAUACACAGGCAGCGCAGCUACGUGUUGGUUAUGUAUGAUGGUGGAAAUGAUGGCGGUGCCCUUCAUGGGACACAGACGCAUCCUGUAGGGUCACUGCUCACUGCAUUUGGUGUCUGUGUUAUCUGGAGGUUUUGAGAAGUAUUUCCAUGCCUGGCAUAAAUAAUUCAUAGUAACAUUACAUUUUUGAUGAAUUUUAUUUUUGUUUCUUUUUCCUCACAUAAAAGUUAUUCUAAAGGUUACUAGUUUGUCUAAAUAAGAUAGUACAAUGCCAUUUCUAUUUGAAUGUUUAUUAAAGAAUAGAACUCCAUUUAAAGCUCUGUUUCUUUCACAUGCAGAGCAUGUUUAAAGCCUCUAAAAUAGGGGCAGAAUAGUUUGUACUUGUUGAGUGGAACUUUGUUCUUGCAGUGGUCCAAGUCUCAGUGGUUGCGUUAGUGUGAUAGUUUCCUGUGAGUUUCAAGAACGUGAAUAUGGCAUCCAGCCUGGGAGUGGCUUUCAGAGGAUGGAAUAGGAAGAGCUCUCUUGGCCAGUAUAUUUACCCGAUCAGCAAGACUCAACUAUUUGUCUUGUUUUUCAUCCCAUUCUCCCAAUAUUUAAUUUUAAAUUAGGUAAAUGUUUAAAAGUAUGUGUUGGACAAGAAUAAUAUUUAUUUAAUCAAAGAGAAGUAUUUAUAUUAUAAUGAACUUUGUGUUAAUUCAUUUGUGUAUUUAUAUAAAAAUGAUCACUGUUGAAGCCAAUGAUUCCUGGAGAACACUGGGAAAAAUCCUGUAAUAAAAUUAGUCUUGUAAAGUUUGGAGUGUAUUUUUGUUAAAUAAUUGACUAAGAUGCUGCUGUGUCUUUGAGUGGCAAGAAGUAUUUGACCUUAGGAAACAUUUCGUUGUUUAUGACAAUAAUAUGCAAAAAUAGACAGAAGACUAUUUGAUGAAGAGGUUUUGGUUAUUUCAAAAUAAGCACAUUUAUUUAUAACAUAGGAGCAGUUGGGCUAUUGUUGUUCAUCUAUAAGGUCUUUUGGUAAACAACAAAAAAACAAAAAUAUUUCAGUGCACUGUGCUUUGGGCUUUGGGUUAUUCUGUUAGGCUUGUUGUAAGAAUCUACAGAACAGUCUCGGAACAUUGAAGGACUAGAAUGCCUUUGCAGUGUUCGGGGUAUUUUCUUCUGUCUUGCCCAUCUCUUGUAAGCUUUAAAUAAUGUUUGUGUCUAAUUUCUUUUAUUUGUAGAAUUUUACUUUAUUGCUACUAUAUAAAAUUACAAAUGGAGGACAAAGGUAAGAUAUAAAAGUUGUAUUUAUUGUCACUUCUUAAAAUGGUGUAUUAAUAACACGAGUGUGCUUUAAAGAAAUCCAUAUGUAGUGCCUUAAGUUAAAGUACAGUGUAUUUUG
Molecule: messenger RNA, 4233 nt
Organism: Ochotona curzoniae (black-lipped pika)
Lineage: Eukaryota; Metazoa; Chordata; Mammalia; Lagomorpha; Ochotonidae
Gene: ENPP4
Product: ectonucleotide pyrophosphatase/phosphodiesterase 4
Exons: 4
Coding region: 59-1420 (453 amino acids)
Source: RefSeq, a predicted model, not a curated record